AUGGGUUUAGUUCAGGUCAGGUAUCCCUCAAACCUCCUCCACCUCGCCGCCCCGCCCCGCCGCAGCAGGCACCGCGACGCUUCCCCACGCCGCGCCGGCCACCGCGAGCCCUGGUCGUCCCCGUCACCUUCGCCCUCCCCCGACCGCCGCCGCCGCAGAUCUAGGGCUUCUCCGCCCGACUCCGACCGCCGCCGCCGCCGCCAUCGCGACCCCAAGCCCUCCGACAACGCAAUGCUGAGGUUCGGAAAGGUCGACGACCGUCCUCCCCAGAGCGCUAGGUUUUCAAAUGGGGACGAGGAAGAUGGCCUCAGGACGUGGCGCUCUAGGGCUUCUGACGACGAGGAGAGCGAUCACCGGCGGAGGCGCACUAGGGUUUCUCACGACAAGAUGGAUAGCGACUGCCGCAGCAAACGUGACCGCGGCCGACACCACAGCCGCCGGAUCCCCAGGCCGGAUUCGGGAUCCUCCCCUGACAGCCGACACCGCCGUGACGAGAGCUCGAGGCGUCGGGCCGAGUGCCGGGGCAGGGAAGAGCGCCGGACGAGCCCAGAGAGGAGGGAGCCGACGCCACCGCCACCGCCGUUGCCGGAGAUGAUCCCUGGGCGCACAGGAGGUGUCUACAUCCCGCCCUUCCGCACGGCGCAGAUGCUGCGGGAUGUGGAGGAUAAGGCGAGCCCCGAGUACCAGCGGCUCACAUGGGACGCUCUCAAGAAGAGCAUCAAUGGGCUGGUUAAUAAGGUGAACGGCACCAACAUCAAGAACUUAGUUCCCGAGCUGUUUGCUGAGAACCUGGUUCGUGGGCGUGGACUCUUCUGCCAGUCGUGCGUCAAGUCGCAGAUGGCUUCACCGGGCUUCACGGAUGUGUUUGCUGCGCUUGUUGCGGUUGUGAAUACCAAGUUCCCUGAGAUCGGCCGCUUGCUUCUCGUUCGCGUUAUGCUCCUGCUCAAAAGGGCUUUUAAGAGGAAUGACAAGCCCCAAUUGCUUGCAGCAACCAAGUUCAUAGCACACUUGGUUAAUCAGGUAGUUGUGCAUGAGGUCGUGGCGCUGGAGCUUCUUGCUGUACUUCUGGAGAAUCCAACUGAUGAUAGUGUCGAGGUGGCUGUGGGGUUUGUGAAGGAAUGUGGAGCAAUACUGCAGGACUUAACUCCUCAAGGACUUCAUGCUAUGUUCGAACGAUUUCGAGGCAUCCUUCAUGAAGGUGAAAUAGACAAGCGUGUGCAGUUUCUCAUUGAAGGUCUUUUUGCUAUUAGAAGGGCUAAAUUUCAGGGUUUCCCGGCCAUCCGUCCAGAACUGGAUCUUGUGGAGCCGGAGGACCAAUGUACUCAUGACAUGUCCUUCGAAACUGAGCUAGACCCUGAGACUAACCUAAAUGUUUUCAGAGUAAACCUGAACUUCGUUGAAGAUGAAAAGGCUUAUGUGAACCUAAAGAAAAGUAUCCUGGGAGAUGAAUUGGAUGAAGAUGAAGAAGGGUCUGAUGAUGCUUCGGAUGACGAGGAUGAAGAAGAAUCCGAUGAUGAAGAUGAUGAACUGAUGGAGAUAAGGGAUAAAACUGAGACCAACCUUAUCAACCUUCGGAGAACCAUAUAUUUGACAAUCAUGUCCAGUGUUGAUUUUGAGGAAGCUGGUCACAAGCUUUUAAAGAUUAAACUUGAGCCUGGUCAAGAGAUGGAGGUGAACAUCAUGCUUCUUGAGUGUUGCAGCCAAGAGAGAACUUACCUUAGAUAUUAUGGCUUAUUAGGACAACGGUUUUGCAUGAUCAAUAAUGUUUUUCAAGAAAACUUUGAAACAUGUUUUGUGCAACAGUAUUCUAUGAUACAUCGUCUCGAAACAAAUAAGUUGAGGAAUGUUGCCAAGUUCUUCGCACAUUUGUUGGGGACGGAUGCCCUUUCUUGGCAUGUUUUGGCUUACAUCAGGUUGACAGAGGAGGACACAACAUCGUCUUCCCGAAUUUUUAUAAAGAUUCUAUUCCAGGAGUUGUCGGAACAUCUGGGUAUACAUUUACUGAACGAGAGAUUAAAUGAUCCGAACAUGCAAGAUUUCUUCGAGUCAGUCUUCCCGAGAGAUCAUCCGAAGAAUACUAGAUUCUCCAUAAAUUUCUUCACCUCCAUCGGUCUUGGAGGUAUCACAGAAAGCCUGCGAGAGUACCUGAAGAACAUUCCUCGGCUUAUAAUGCAGCAACAGAAGCCUGCAUCAUCAGAGUCGGAAUCAGGUGGAGAAAGCUCUGAUUCAGGAUCUAGCUCCGGGUUAGAAUCCAGCUCCGAUGAGAGUGACAAGAAACAGAGCAAGAGAAGGAAGAGGAGCUAAGCACAACUUCACUCAUGCUUACUGGCUGCACCUAUCUCGUCAGUUUUGUUAAGAUCAGCUGUCUAGUUGGAUCAUUGCGUACGCAUGUGUAGUACACUGUCAUCAGAUCUAACUGUUGUUGGCUGUUACAUUCUGGAAUCGAGCAUAAUCAGAUGGCGGUGUGAAGUAUUCGACGGC
Messenger RNA from Lolium rigidum, 2481 nucleotides. RefSeq names its product pre-mRNA-splicing factor CWC22 homolog. Gene Ontology annotation, molecular function: protein binding; RNA binding. NCBI's taxonomy places the organism in Eukaryota, Viridiplantae, Streptophyta, Magnoliopsida, Poales, Poaceae. The transcript has 9 exons. Gene Ontology annotation, biological process: mRNA splicing, via spliceosome. Gene Ontology annotation, cellular component: catalytic step 2 spliceosome. Bases 1 to 2304 code for a protein of 767 amino acids. The record is from RefSeq and is a predicted model, not a curated record.